Messenger RNA from Platichthys flesus (European flounder), 2740 nucleotides. RefSeq names its product zinc finger protein 277 (gene znf277). The transcript is spliced from 12 exons. Lineage: Eukaryota; Metazoa; Chordata; Actinopteri; Pleuronectiformes; Pleuronectidae. The record is from RefSeq and is a predicted model, not a curated record. Bases 23 to 1327 code for a protein of 434 amino acids.
GUUUUGAUCACGUGACACAAAGAUGGCAGCCAGCGACAGGAGGGAAGUUGGGCAGGACAGUAUUCUGGAGCCGCUGUGUUUUCCAGAGCAGCACGCGGUGGACGCCCUGCAGCGUCUUCCCUCGGAGCCGCUGCUCUGCCUGUUCUGCUCCGAGUCCACCCCCCCGCUGCAGAAGGACCUGCUCCUCAAACACCUGCUGCUGCAGCACAAGCUCGUCAUCGCCGACGUCAAACUCAUCGCUGACCUCCCGAAGUACUUGUUCUACUGGAAAGGCAGAUUCCUGGAGCAGCCGACCACAGACUUCUGCAGCGUGAUCAAAACCAACUCCACCGGUCCAGUCGAGAAACAAGAGAACUACUUCCUGCUGUGUGACGUUCUUCCAGAAGACCGACUCCUCCGAGAGAGGCUCCAACAGAAACGACUGGAGGAGGUGCUGGAGCAGCAGCAGCAGGAGAGAGACGACGGCAGCUUCCAGCGUCUCUGCAUGUUCUGCAGCGACGAGUUCACUGGAAACAGGUCAUCUCUGCUGAACCACAUGGCCCGAGAACAUUCCUUCAGCAUCGGACUCCCGGACAACAUCGUGUUCUGCAACGAGUUCCUGGACACGCUGCAGAACAAACUGGACAAUCUGCAGUGUUUGUACUGUGAGAAGACGUUCAGAGAUAAAACCACAUUGAAAGAUCACAUGAGGAAGAAAGCUCAUCGCCGCAUCAACGCCAGCAACAGCCAGUACGACCGCUUCUACAUCAUCAACUACCUGGAGCUGGGGAAGACGUGGGAGGAGGUGCAGAGCGAGGACGACCGCGAACUGGUCGACAACGAUGAUGACGAUGAUUGGUCGGACUGGCAGGCUCACCCCCCGUCGGCUGUGUGUCUGUUCUGUGAUGAUCAGUCGGAGACGAUGGAGCAGAUCUACACACACAUGAAGGACUCACACGACUUCGAUCUUCACAAGCUGAGGACAGAACUCAACCUCAGGUUCUACCAGCAGGUCAAACUGGUGAACUUCAUCCGGAGGCAGAUCCACCAGAGCCGCUGCUACGGCUGCGAGGGGAAGUUCCUCUCCAGAGCCGACGUGCUGCGCCACAUCGCGGCUGCAGGUCACGUGAUGAAGCUGCCAGACGUGUCCACCUGGGACCAGCCGCAGUAUUACUUCCCCACGUAUGAGAACGACGCCCUCUUGUGUUCGUUAUCUGACAGUGACGAGGCUGAAAGUGAGGAGACGAGUCACGGCGAGGACGUCCCGGUGAUCGCAGAGGACGUGUCCAACCUCAGAGCCCUGAGACAGACCAGCGUCCUCAACCAGCUGCUGAAGAAGAGAAGCUAGGACGAGGGACAGGCAGCGGAGUGAAGACGUCUUCCUCUUUUCUUCUGGACUCUUCUUCACUCGCACUUUGUGAAAAGACAAACUGACCCGACGCAGCCGGAACGUGAACUUCAACACUUUACUUCACACAAAUGAACAUUCAGUCAAUAAAGAGGAUGAUCGUCAUCAGAAGAACUUUAUUACUCUCAGUACAAAUAAUACUGAGACCAGUGGAACCAGUAAGUUUGUCUGUUUACAAACGAGAAUUCAGAACCAAACUAAAAGAGAUGAAUAUGAUUCUGUGUAAUAAACCGUGAGGUUGAAACCUGGUCCAGAGUCAGUUUGAUGAACCUCUGAAAUAAAGAACAGAAAAACACAUGGAGUUCUGUUCUAUAUGUUUUCAAUAUAUUCAAUGAAAGGGACAUUUUAUUUUCAUAUUCCAUUUAAAGUCACGCAGCACAAAGUGAAGACAAAUCCUCCACGUUGAGUCAGAGAGGAGAACAACAGGAGGAUUUAGAUUUGUUCCACGUUGAAGAAAACGUUCAUAUAAUGAGAAUAAACCGCGGGAGGAGGAGUGGUUCUGUCUGGAGCUCUUCUCCUUCUGGACCGAAGAUCUUUCACAAUCUCAUCUCAAACUGCUUCUACUAAACAUAAAUAUCAUCUUCAUCUGAACUUCAGAGACUUUUCCCACAAAUCCUCUCGAACCUGAAACCGAGCAGAGGUUGAGGAAUGUGCAUCAACUGGAUGUGAUGGUGAAUGAAUGAAAUCCACUGAUUAAUAAUCAUAAUAAAUGUAUUGAUCUGCUGUCAGGCUGUUUAUAUUGAGACAUAUUUAUCAGAUGUAGAAUUUCAUUAUGAACACAAACUUUUCCUUAUUAGUGGGUUAGGGUUUGUAUGAAACGUCCUCGGGUCAGUUUUCUAUUAAAUAUGGUAAAAUGUUUAUGAAACAGUUUCCUCAGAGACUUAAAGAUGCUCUGCUCUUCAUCAACUCUUCUUCAUUCUGUAAAUGUCUCAUUCACUUUUCUUCUGCUGGUUUCCAUUAUGUCAAACUGGUGAUUUUGUUCUUUUACCUGCACCAAGGACGAGAUGUUUCCACCAGUUGGUUUGAAGAGGAAAGAAAAGCUGAGUCAUGAUUCCAGUGAAGUCGGUGGAAGGAUGUUUAUUGAGCAUUAAAGCAGAGACAAGUAGAAACAGAACUUUUCUCUCUGAGAUGUUUUUCUUCUCGUUACAUCUGGUUUGUCACAGAGGAAAUGAUCCAUGUGUUUGACUCAUAGACUGAAUAUAAAGGCUUUGACUGGGAUGUGCUGCUGUUAUACUGCAGCGCCACCUGUGGGUCAAAAGUAGAAAAGCCACCACCGCUCUGCACCUGAUGCAGAAAUGAAAACGUCCCAUUUUUAAGUCCAGAGUUUUGAUCUUUUGUGUCAAAGACAAAACU